Quercus lobata is the source of this 2084-nucleotide messenger RNA. Its product is annotated as Pseudouridine synthase family protein. The coding region runs from base 65 to 1660 and encodes 531 amino acids. Gene Ontology annotation, biological process: tRNA modification; mRNA pseudouridine synthesis. Lineage: Eukaryota; Viridiplantae; Streptophyta; Magnoliopsida; Fagales; Fagaceae. The transcript has 9 exons. The record is from RefSeq and is a predicted model, not a curated record. Gene Ontology annotation, molecular function: RNA binding; pseudouridine synthase activity. Gene Ontology annotation, cellular component: nucleus.
GUGACUUCAAAUAUGAGAAAACAACCAUCUGCGAAUCCUUCUUUUUCUUUCUUCAUCGCCAACAAUGGCGAAAUCACUGUCUCUAACCCACGUAUCCCUCCUUCUCCUCUCCCGUCAAAGACUCAUGGCCACACGAAUACACACACACUCUCUCUCACUGCCACUCCCAAACCCCAAACCUUUCAACAAAACCAUGUUUCCACACCCUUCCCUCUCUUUCUCCACCUCUUCCACUCCAUACCCUCUUCAAUACGACAUGAUCAUCAACCGCCCAACUCAGCCUCACCCUCCUCGCCGACUCACCCGAGUCAAUAACAACCCCAACAGCUCAGAAGACUCGCCCCAAAACCCCACUUCAGAAACGGGCAUUGAGGACUGGGUGGAUCAGAAGCUAUUGUCAGAGUGUGAAGCAAACAGACCCAGUUCGGGAAACUUGGAAAUGAACAAGUCUAUGAGGAAGUAUUACAAUAAGAGGAGGAAAAGAAUGUAUGGGUCGGAUUCAGAUGAGGAUGGUAGGAGCUCUGAGGAGAGGUUUGUGGAGUUGAAGCCUGAGGUUGUGGAGUUUAAUACCUUGCACAAGAGAGAGGAGGAGUUGUAUUUUUAUGAUACUUUUGCUUAUCCUUGGGAAAAGGAGAAGCAUUAUAAGAUGGUGUAUCAGUUGGAGAAGAAGUAUUUUCCAGAUCAAUGCCUUGACAAGGCGUUUCUUCAACCGGGUGAAUCCAAUGAGAGUAAUGUGAAGAGGGGAAAGAAGAAGAAGAAAGAGGAGGGUGUGGAUGGUAAAGGAUUGGUUUUCUUCGAGGAGGAAGAGGGAGGAGGAGAAAAGGGUAGGAUAGAAUUGGCGAAAAAGGAUGCGAAUAAGGAUGUUGUGGAGAAGAAGGUGGAGGAGUUCUUUAAGUGUUUGAAGAAAGGUCCCAAUAAGGAUGGUGAAGUUAAGAAUGAGGAGCCAUAUCUUUUGACAAGGAGUACCGAGCUUCCACCAAGAUGGGAUGGUCCUUGUGGGACAGUGGUGUUGGUGAACAAACCCAAAGGGUGGACUUCAUUUACAGUUUGUGGAAAACUGCGACGCCUGGUCAAAGUUAAAAAGGUAGGGCAUGCUGGAACCCUUGACCCAAUGGCAACUGGUUUAUUAAUUGUAUGUGUUGGUAAAGCCACUAAGUUGGUAGAAGGAUAUCAAGGUAUGGUUAAGGGUUACAGUGGAGUUUUCCGUUUAGGGGAGGCCACUUCAACUUGGGAUGCUGAUUCACCGGUUAUUCAACGAGAGCCUUGGGAGCAAAUCAAAGAUGAGGACUUGAAGAAAACUGCUGCAUCCUUUUGUGGGGAAAUUUGGCAAGUUCCCCCAAUGUUCUCUGCCAUCAAAGUCGGAGGAGAAAGGAUGUAUGAAAAAGCAAGAAGAGGAGAAAGUAUUGAGCUUUCACCUAGAAGGAUUUCAAUCUUCCAAUUUGAUAUCGAGCGUAGCUUAGAUGACAGACAAAAUCUGAUUUUCCGUGUGACAUGCUCGAAAGGUACAUACAUACGUUCAUUAUGUGCAGAUUUUGGGAAGGCUCUUGGCAGUUGUGCUCAUUUAACUGCUCUUCGAAGGGAUUCAAUUGGGGAAUAUUCAGCAGAUAAUGCAUGGGAUUUCAAGGAGCUCGAAGAUGCAAUUACCAAAAAUUAUUUCUAAUUGCCAAUCCAGUCUGUUGCUCCCUCCCAAAACUUUUGGGGCGACUAGAAUGAACAGGUCCACAGGAUAGGAUAGCAUAGGAUAGAACCAUUUUUUGAGUGCACAGUAGCAUAAGAGAUUUUCUGUGCUCAUACUUUUGCUUCUUUGAAAAUGUGAUACAAAGUGAAAUCCGUUGUAGCAUUUACAAGACAUUUACGACAUCCAUUGUCUGCAUCAACGCGCACAGUGCAAAAGCAGGUGUGACUCAGCCCCACUGUCCAUGUGUUUGUGUUCUGAUUUACAGAACUUCCUCAUACCUGACUCAUUGUCCUAGACUCCUUUAUGGCCAGAAUUUAUAUUGUUUGUAUCACAGUUCUUUCUUGUUUUCAAUAUUUUCACAAGCUAACGAAAUGACUUGUCCUUUUUAUUUUAUUUUUUUAAAGCC